Melopsittacus undulatus (budgerigar) is the source of this 1591-nucleotide messenger RNA. RefSeq names its product calcium binding protein 2 (gene CABP2). NCBI's taxonomy places the organism in Eukaryota, Metazoa, Chordata, Aves, Psittaciformes, Psittaculidae. The record is from RefSeq and is a predicted model, not a curated record. Bases 114 to 1076 code for a protein of 320 amino acids. Gene Ontology annotation, molecular function: calcium channel regulator activity; calcium ion binding. Gene Ontology annotation, biological process: visual perception; regulation of voltage-gated calcium channel activity. Gene Ontology annotation, cellular component: cytoplasm. The transcript is spliced from 8 exons.
UUGGCUUCGUCCCGGCGACGGAGCAGGGCCCCGGGGAUCCGGUUACCCCCCUGCCGAGCUCCGGUGGUGGCAGAGGGACAGGCGGAGAGCGGUGGUGCGGAGCGGUUGUUGCCAUGUUCUUCCUCUUCCGUGCACCGACCCGGCGGGGCACAGGUGACCCCGCACCCCACAACCGCCCCCAGAGCAAUCGGGGUGACCGCAGCCUCCCCCCGGCCCCACGGUUUGGGGUCCGGCGGAGCCGUGGCCCCACCAGCGCCUUGGGGCUGCCGAGCCCUGGAUGCUCAUGUUUCCCUAUGGAGCAGCAUCAGGCCCCCGAGGAUCCGGUACCCCCGUUGCCCCCCGCUCUGCAGCAGCCGCUCCCGUUCCCCCCCCUUGUCCCGGGAUCGCUGCCCCAGGGCCGGGCAUGUCCUGCGGGCACAGCCCCGGCCAUGGGCAACUGCACCAAGACCCCCGAGCGGAGGCUGCCCAAGGAUGGGAAGCCCCAUUCCGGCCCUAUGGAUCCCGGGGACCCCGAGGAGGUGUCGGAGGCAGCACAGUCCCCCCCGGUGCAGGGGUACUCGGUGCUGCAGGGGCUGGUGGGACCGGCCUGCAUCUUCCUGCGCCAGAGCAUCGCUGUCACCCAGCGGGAUCGAGAGCUGCGGCCUGAGGAGAUCGAAGAGCUGAAACAGGCGUUCCGGGAGUUCGACAAGGAUCGGGAUGGAUACAUCAGCUACAAGGACCUGGGCGAGUGCAUGAGGACCAUGGGCUACAUGCCCACCGAGAUGGAGCUCAUUGAGCUGUCCCAGCAGAUCACCGGAGGAAAGGUGGAUUUUGAUGACUUUGUGGAGCUGAUGGGGCCCAAGAUGCUGGCGGAGACCGCGGAUAUGAUCGGGAUCAAGGAGCUGCGCGAUGCCUUCCGCGAGUUCGACACCAACGGUGACGGGCAGAUCAGCAUGGCAGAGCUGCGGGAGGCCAUGCGCAAGCUGCUGGGGCAGCAGCUCCAUCACCGGGAGGUGGAUGAGAUCCUCAAGGACGUGGAUCUCAAUGGGGACGGGCUGGUGGACUUCGAAGAGUUUGUGCGGAUGAUGUCGCGCUGAGGGUGGAUUGUGCCAACACGGGACCCGUCUGUGCCUUAUGGAGCUGAUGCUGGUGCCGGAGCCGGGACUAGGCUCUCACCUGGUGCUCAGCCUCAGGCUUGGCUCUGUGCCGAGGUCCUGCCAUGGUGAUGGGCACCGGGGAUGGCACCGGGAUGGGCUUUGGUUGCCCUCGUCCCCAUCUCUGUCCUCAGUGUUCCCCCUUCCUGCCCUGAGCUCAUCCCAAACCAUUCCCACCCUAUUCCUCCAGCCUUGCUCCCAUGCCCAUCCCUGUCCCCCCACACUGAUUCCGGGUGUAUCCUGCUGCCUGUCCCAUUACCUACCCCACAUGUGUCCGGCUAUGGGCAUCCUGCUGCUUCCCAGGCCCGGAUGGAUGCUCCUUAGGGCUCCAACCGGGACAUCCUCAAGGGAAGAGGCCGGGAAUGAAGCAUCCGGUCCCACCAUGGACAGGGAGCAGCGGUCGGGGCCAGAUCCUGCCCUGGGAGCGUUUUGGGGUCAAAUCUGCCCUUUUGGAAUGA